AUGAAGGAGCUCAAGCUGAGCCAUUUCGACCGAUGGAUCGUCAGCCUUUGUCAUGACACUGAGGUCAGCAGAUACGCUCAGAAGUUUGUCGAACCCGCUGGCGUCCUGGAGCCUCUGGAGUUCCUUACGGUCCUCGAGCGUCUGGAUGUUGACUCCGACUGUCUUUGGGUACAGCGACACCCAUACGUCAGAAGGUCCAACUACGAGAAGGUCAUGCAUCUCAUCAAGUUGCUCCCCCAGCGACUGCAGGACCUUAAGUUCGACGGGCUCAACGACGAUGACGCAGAUGGCGACGACCCGGAUCCCAGGAUACACUUCGUCAGAGAAGUUGCACUCAAUGACGGCGACGAAAACAUGGAAAACUCUGAAGAACAGUGGGACAGCAUAGACUAUCCCCCUGGGCUUGCCCCGGAGCAACUGCAGACUCUCAAGCAAGCAUUCGCCGAGGUGGGAAUCGCGUUUCACCCUUCUGAGCGCGAUGAGUACGAGAUAGAGAAGCGGAUUCUUCGGCAUUACUUGCAUUCCGACAUUCCGCAAACAGAGUGGUUUUGA
Messenger RNA from Colletotrichum chrysophilum, 552 nucleotides. RefSeq lists its product as uncharacterized. NCBI's taxonomy places the organism in Eukaryota, Fungi, Ascomycota, Sordariomycetes, Glomerellales, Glomerellaceae. The transcript has 2 exons. Bases 1 to 552 code for a protein of 183 amino acids. The record is from RefSeq and is a predicted model, not a curated record.